Prorocentrum cordatum is the source of this 2571-nucleotide messenger RNA. Lineage: Eukaryota; Dinophyceae; Prorocentrales; Prorocentraceae. The record is from the annotation of a GenBank genome assembly.
AUGUAUAUUGCGUAUUUCGCACGGGUGGUCUUUACAAUUGUGCCAUCAUGUUUAGCUGUCAGUCAUGUGCACGAGUUGGCAGACUUGUGCUCCUUAUCAUUAGAGGAGGUUCACGAAUGGGUUUCUGGUCUCAAAAGUCUGAAUGUGCUCCCAAGUGGCUCGCCUGAAAUUGUAUUUGAGGAGCCCGUCGCCAGUCUUAUGCGGCCUCCAGUCAAAGCGUUGAGUGAAAAUGGUUACCAUCACCUUGCAAAGAAGCAGAAGAACCCCGAUCUCUUACGGAAGCCUAACGUGGAGACAGGGGUGACGAGGAAAGUGUUAAUAAAGAUCGAGAAUGGAAUCAUGCUUCCUUGGGGGCUGGUUGUCAAUAUGACGCAUCGGUUUGAGCUUGGAUAUUUCAAUGAGCUGCAAUGUCUUGAAUACGGACCGCGGUUAGGAAUUGAUCGGGGUACGUGCAGGAGUCGGCCUCCCGACAUGUUGUCGUACCUGAAACCUGCAAAGCCGGGCAUGCAGUUCAGGUGUAAUCAUGCUGGCAGCAUCGUCAGCGUUGCUGAAUCAAUGUACCACGACUUUCACCAUUUUGUUGUAUACACUUUACCGCGAUUGCUAUGGCCAGCAGUCCAGGAGAUACAGUACCCUGCGGAAGUGCUCUGGAGAUUCAGACGUGAGCCAUACCUCAAACACUGGUUGGAUGCACUUGGCCUGUCAUGGAGGAGCUUCAUUACGUUCUAUGGGAACGCGGGCUUGCUCUUCAAUACGUUAUACAUGCCGCUCUGGCUAGGCUUCGACCACGAACUUACAGACGAUUGCCCCGCGUUCGUGCCUGAGCAAGAUUUGCGCACAUUGCAGCGUUCUGUCCCAGAUCGUGUUUUUCAGGUUGCGACAGAUUCAUCACCGUAUUUCUUAUUACUGGACCGCCACGAAACAUCUCGACGAAAAUUGAAACAGUGGGUUCAAGUCUUGAAUAUUGCAAUGGACGCAGUGAAUGCUCAUCCGGCAAGCGACAUGCAGGUCGCAAAUCUUCGGAGUGCCCCUCAAGAUGAUAAGCAAGCCUAUGAGUUGACCAUUGCGAAGAGAGCUCCACAGAAGGGCGAGUCGAUCAAUCCAGGGAAACAGUUAUCUUUGAUUCAAGUUCUAACGACGUUCGCACGGGCCCAUGUGGUAUUGGGUGCCCAUGGGGGUUUGUGGGUGCACACAAUUUUUUGCCCCAGUGGUAUCAACGUGGUUGAGCUCAACACUGUCGAUACCAUUGAGAUGUACAACUACCAUAUCGCAUCUGUAUUUGGUUUUCAAUAUUGGAGCCUGCUGGCAGAAGGCAACCACAAUUCCGAGUGGCUUGUUGUUGACAUGGAGGCUCUCAAGGAUGUGGUGUCCCAUAUUGUCAGCCAUAAUGGGGAAGCUCCAGAGAUAGAAGCAGCUGCGGACACCUCGGAGCCCAAGCCUCAGCUACAGAACGCGAACCAACAGGAGCAAUCCGAUCCUAUGGAAAGGAAAAAGAUGAAAGGAAGCAGGAGCGAGCGAGAGAGAGAGGCAGGCAGCAAUACUGCCACAAGUGUGUUUUACAUUUCUCCAGGUGUUGUAGUUGACCUUUAUCCGCAGGGCGUGUUUACGUGGCCUUGUGCAGAGCAAGGUUUCAAAGGAUGGCAGGUAUAUUUUGCACGGCUGCGGGUUGAUUCGGCCCGUAUUGGUGCUGUUGCCGCCGCAUUGCUUGGAGUAAAUGGCGUUCGCGAACUAGCCACUUCUGAUGUUGAGCCAGCGACAGAGUGGCGGCGCAAUUAUGAUUUCGCACCAAGCUUGGACAACAAUGCGAUCGUAUCGAUUCAUUGCGCCAUGGGGGAGAAUCAGAGGCCAGUGUACAUCCAGGACUCACACCGGCAAUUCUUCGACAUUCGUCACGUGGCUGGAUCUUCUGGCGUGCCGCAGCCAGUAUGUGGAGGCGUACGGUUUCUUCCUGGGGAUUGCGUGGCAUAUUUGCCGAGCACGAUACAUGCCGAUGUUCGAAUAUUACGGGGUGAAGGUGGAGGUCAGAUGAGCGACGAUUACACAGAGCGUGUGUGGACGUUUGCGGAUGCCUCUGCUAAUGUCGUCGAUGUGCAGGAUACGGAGGAAUGCGAAGACGAAAGUUGCCCAGACACGUAUGCAAUUCGCACGCCAUCUGGAAGUGUGUAUCGAGCAAGGCAGGAGAAACGCAAACUUUGGGAUAUCCUUUCAGCUUACCAUGUUGAGAAGAUCUACAUAAUUUCACUGCAGUCGAAUGCAGGAUCACGAGAAAAGGCGGCGACGGUUGUGUCGCAGCUCAUUGAGUUUGGCAUGGACCCAGAAUUCAUUGAUAUCUUCGAUGGUGUUGACGGUCAGAAGAUGGGCUAUGGUGGAUUAGACAAGUGUUGCCGCGUGCUCCCUGGAUAUCAGGACAGAAUUCUAAAGCGCAACAUAACACUCGGUGAGGCUGGUGCCACAUUGUCACACGUAAGUAUCCACCAGCAGUGCUACAUCCGCCUGCCUCUUUAUUGUAACGAUUCGUUGAAUUAUUGGGUUGUCUGUGGGCUAUGCUGGAGCACCUGUCAGGGCGUCUAG